UAACAUUAUUUUUUUUAAAUCUAUUGGACAAAAAUAUUACACAUAACCUAAUUUACAAGAUUGAAACUUCAAAUGGUGUUAUUUACAGGUUUGAGUCCGCUCGCAAUAAAAAGAAUAAUCAAUAAAUCAGUUUUUGAUGGGAGAAAUCAGUGUCUCGAACCAGAGACCUUCGUGCUGUGAUGCGCCCUAUACGCCUAAUUACUGUAUAUUAAAUGUAAUGGAUGAUUCCUCCGGUCACAGAAGCUUGAACAGGCGUUCUCCAUUUCUAAAGUUUCUCCUGCCAGAGCGACGCUGUUGACGCGUUGCCAUGGUGAUGCCAGGCUUAUGUUCGCGCGCACUAAAACCGUCGCGCUCCCACGGGAGAUCUUCUUCUUCAUCAUCAUCAUCAUCAUCAUAAAUAUUAGUAUUAAUAUCGUCAUAUCAUAUCCUCAUAUUGAUGAUGGAGCGGUAUGAGGUGAUCCGGCAGAUCGGUCAGGGCGCCUUCGGAAAGGCGCUGCUGGUCAAACGGAGACGCGGGGACGAGCAGCUCUACGUCAUCAAGGAGAUCAGCCUCACACAGUUGUCCGCUCGGGAUAAGGAGGCGUCCCGAAAAGAAGUGACUCUUCUGUCCAAAAUGAAGCAUCCGAACAUCGUGGCGUUUCAUGAAUCAUUUUACGACAGGAACCGCCUCUACAUCCUGAUGGAGUACUGUGACUCUGGAGAUCUGAUGAACAGAAUCAAGAUGCAGAGAGGAAAGCCGUUCAGUGAGGCGCAG
Messenger RNA from Danio rerio (zebrafish), 754 nucleotides. The record is from RefSeq and is a predicted model, not a curated record. NCBI's taxonomy places the organism in Eukaryota, Metazoa, Chordata, Actinopteri, Cypriniformes, Danionidae.